Molecule: messenger RNA, 278 nt
Organism: Linum tenue
Lineage: Eukaryota; Viridiplantae; Streptophyta; Magnoliopsida; Malpighiales; Linaceae
Source: the annotation of a GenBank genome assembly
GCCACGCCUCAUCGCAGUCAACCACGCCUCGGUGCGAAGAGCUUAGGCGCGGAGUGGAUUACAAGCGCCGAGGGAGAGCAUAGCGUAAGCCAGGCCAAGGGAGAAGAGGAGCGUAGCUUUCCUUCCCAAGAGGUAGUCACAUCAGGGCCAUUGACAGGUCUCUGACACGUCCUAGGUAGAGGGAUGGUCUGGACAAGGCCUAAAAUCCUUAGUGUGCCAGUGGUCACAUCAUUGUAUCCCAAUAGUCACAUCGUUGUAUCCCCACUUGAGUCAACCAC